AUGGCAACCACUUCGAAUUCAGCCGACCAAGACACUAAGUCCGUCGAUGCUUCGCUAUGGUGGGACUCUUUUUCUCUAUUACUCACUGAGCUCGAGAACGCUUGUCUCUCUUCUGAAUUCCCACCGCCUCUGGUAAAGAAAUUGAAAGAGAACCACAAGUGGUUUUUGGAAACUGUAUCGCAGUUCAAGCCGCCAAAUCAAAAAUCAAGAGAGGCGUUAGACUCUAGCCAAGUUAAAAUUGGGUCACAUCAGUUGGUUGUUGAACCUGAAUGGAAAGAUGCGGCGUUGGAAAUUGGUUCUAUUUUGUGUUUAGAUGAGGUGCAAACUUAUAUUCUUGUCAAAAGAGCGAUUGAGCACAACACUCUACCCGGUGAUAAUAUUGUUCAUGAAAUUCUUCAUUUGGUUAUGCUUCAGUAUUACAUCGAGCGACAAUGCUUGUUGAAGUGCACCCGACAAAUUCUGAUGUAUGCUUUAUAUGUUGGAGUGGGAUCCAAAGGUCAUGCCAUGAGUGAAGAGGUGCAGAAAUUGAUUUCCGAUGGAUUGGAAAGUAGAUUACUUUCUGUCCUUGAGGACCUUCUCUCCUCUAGUUAUCCUGAACACAUGGAUGUUGACCUUUUCACUUUGUGGGCUGAGGAGACCCUGAUUGAAGACAAUUUGAUUCUGGACAUUUUUUUCCUUGCUUAUUACGAGUCUUUUUGUACUUGUAAUGGCAAACAGUGGAAAAACUUGUGCUUGGUUUAUGAGGGAAUCAUAUCUGGAUCUUAUAACCUCAAGAAACUGGCAAUAUCGCCUGAAGCGAUAGUUUCCAUUUAUCAUGCCAAAGUUCAGCUGUUGCUUAUUCUUAUAGAAACCCUGAACUUGGAAAAUCUGCUCCAAAUGAUCCAUGAUGAAACGCCAUUCAGGCAGGGUAGUACUGCUUUUUGCUUGAUUGAUAUUCAAGAAAUGGAUGCCUUGGUUUCUGGUUUCAACGUUUUUGAGACAAAAGAAGCAGGCCCACUAAUUCUAGCAUGGGCAGUUUUUCUUUGUCUCAUUUCAUCUCUUCCAGAAAAAGAGGAAAAUGCCGUGCUAAUGGAGAUUGAUCAUGUUAAUUACGUUCGUCAAGCAUUUGAGGCAGCAUCCUUAAGUUAUUUUCUUGAAAUUCUUCAAAGUAAUGUGUUGAAGGAUUCAGAUGUACCUAUUGCUGGUUAUCGAAGUGUCAUGAGGACAUUUAUAUCAGCCUUUAUUGCAUCGUAUGAGAUCAGUAUUCAGCUAGAGGAUAAUAGCCUCCAAUUAAUAUUGGAUAUCCUUACCAAAAUAUAUCGAGGAGAGGAAUCACUUUGUAUUCAGUUCUGGGAUAGGGAUAGUAUCAUUGAUGGGCCUAUCCGGUGUCUUCUUUGCAACUUGGAGGGUGAAUUUCCAUUUAGGACUGUGGAACUUGUGCGCUUAUUAUCAGCCCUCUGUGAAGGAACUUGGCCCGCGGAAUGUGUGUAUGUAGAAUUUUGA
Ilex paraguariensis (yerba mate) is the source of this 1482-nucleotide messenger RNA. The record is from the annotation of a GenBank genome assembly. Lineage: Eukaryota; Viridiplantae; Streptophyta; Magnoliopsida; Aquifoliales; Aquifoliaceae.